ACUCCCUGCCGUUAGCCGUUGUUGUAUCCAAUGCUACUGAACAGAUAUAACGCGAUACUAACUAGCCACAUACUGGCAUUAAAGCCACGAAAAGAUGCGUCUUUACGGGAUUAAAACAAUAAAACAAACAACGAGAAGUCUGGAAAAACUUUGCCCAACUGUGGCCAAACUUUGAUAGACGACAACCCAAAUCACUUCCCUACAGUUUCGUGCGUGUUAGCAUUGUUUUAUCCCACCACUAUUGCCAUUGGACGCGUUUUUUCUUAAGGAGCAGUCUAGUCUGAUGAAUUCACCGAAAAAAGACGGAGAUGAUGAUGUGCCCGUUAAAGACCCGGUAAAAUAUGGCGAAUUGGUCAUUUUGGGGUACAAUGGCUCUCUUCCAAGCGGAGACCGUGGGCGCAGAAAGAGCCGCUUCGCCCUAUACCGAAGGGCCAAGGCCAACGGUGUCAAACCCAGCGCUGUGCACAUCCUCAACACACCACAGGACAGCAAGGCUGUACACAGCAGGGGGCAGCACAGCAUCUCUUUCACUCUGUCCCGUAACCAGACGGUGGUGGUGGAGUACUGCCAUGACAACAACACAGACAUGUUCCAGAUUGGACGCUCCACAGAAAGUCCCAUUGACUUUGUGGUGACAGACACCUCCGGAGGGGGGAAGGAGGGAGAGGACCCCUCCAUCGCUCCCAGCACAAUCUCACGUUUUGCCUGCAGAGUGGUGUGUGAACGCAACCCACCGUACACUGCGCGCAUCUACGCUGCUGGCUUUGAUUCUUCCAAAAAUAUCUUCUUAGGGGAGAAAGCAACCAAAUGGAAAAACCCUGAUGGCCAUAUGGAUGGCCUGACCACCAAUGGGGUGCUGGUGAUGCACCCGGAGGGGUUUCCAGAGGACCCCAAGCAGGGUCUGUGGAGGGAAAUCUCAGUCUGUGGAGAUGUCUAUGCCCUGCGGGAGACACGCUCUGGGCCCAGCCGUGGAAAACUGGCGGAGGGUGAGAGCAGUGCGCUACGUGACGGUUCCCUGGUCGAUCUGUGUGGUGCUACUCUGCUUUGGCGUACCGGUGAGGGGUUGAUGCGUGCUCCCACCCUGCGUCACCUGGAAGCCCUUCGCCAGGAGCUUAAUGCAUCCCGGCCUCAGUGUCCUGUAGGCCUCAGCACACUGGCCUUCCCCAGCCUGCCACGCAGCCACAGCCUUGAAGAGCGUCAGCCCUGGGUCUACCUCACUUGCGGUCAUGUCCACGGACGGCACGACUGGGGCCAGAGAUCCGAGGGAGAAGAGGAGCCAGGAGAGGGCGACGGUUCCACAGCACGACGAGAAUGUCCCCUGUGCAGGAGUGUGGGUCCCUACGUGCCCCUGUGGCUGGGCUGUGAGCCUGCUGUGUACGUGGACGCUGGAGCACCUACUCACAGCUUUGUUCCGUGCGGCCACGUCUGCUCAGAGAGGACAGCCAAGUACUGGGCUGAGACGCCGCUUCCCCACGGGACGCAUGCCUUCAGACCCAUCUGCCCCUUCUGCUCCACUGCCCUCAGCUCCCCCGGCUGGACGCGGCUCAUCUUCCAGGGGCCCAUUGACUAGUCGCCACUCCUCAGCAACCACUAUCACAGUAACAGGAAGAUGCCUGAGCUUCAUUCAUGUUGCAAACAUUGAUCAGUGUUCAGUAUGGAUAGAAAAUUGAUGUUAGAAACAUGUGUGUUCUAUACUUAAGUCACACAUUCUGUACGUAUAAAAAGCACUGUCAGAUGUUUUUUGCUGAAUGCAGCUCAAGGCUGACGAAUCCUUCUCCUUGUUUAUCCUUUGCUGCGUGUUGAUUGGUGUAGGAUCUAGAGAACAGGUGAAAAAAGACAGAAUGAUCAGUACUGUCACGUAGACAGUAUUCACUCUAAUCUUUACAUGGUGUCCAGUCCUCCAUCAUGGAGGGUUCUGCCGCUUUUCAUUCCAGCCAAAAUCUACAUGAGCUGAAUUUACCCACGACUCAACCUUCAGCAAGAAAGGGUUCUCAUAAAUAAAACUGUAUGUACAGAGGAACUUAGAUGAUGCUGCUUGACCCUUUUCAAACAAUUAUUUCCAUUCCAUUAUCAGCUGACACAACCCUCCUUAAAUGCAAUGUGACACGAAACAGACGGAUCCAAGCAUUUAUUAGUUGUCUGUUUCAGAAGCCAUGCAUGAAAUGACAACUAGCUUUUUGCACAUAAAAAUGAAUGGCCUUUUUAAUUAGUUGCACUGUAGCGUCCUACAGUGCCUGUGUGUCCUUACCUCGGGGAAACGCCACCUCUUGCACUUACCUUCACCGCCUCUUAAUUUCUAAAACAUGUUACCGUAAUUGUGAAAUGCUGCCACUUGGUGGUUGUUUUUUCUUUAUUGGUUGUGGCAGCAUUGUCAUCACCAAAAGAAUAUAAACUGCCUAGCCCCUGGUUCUGCAAAAGUAUGGGAGGCUGCAAGGUGAUAUCUUGUGCUCCUGUUCCAUUUCAAGUUUCAAGGGAAUCAUAAAGGGAAAAUACUUAACCACAGUUAAAAUCAGGAUGUGUUUCAUCAUGAUUUUCAUCUUUUAGUGUGAUAUCUAUGCAGAGAGACCCCUUGUGUACUAUUAGGUUGGAAUGAAAACCUGUAGACCCUUUGAUUUUCUAUGAAUAGCUAUAGGAGGAUAAGAGGAUACAUCACCCGCUGUAUCUUCACACCACAAUGACUUCGCCUGUUAAGGCCAAGUGGUAUCCAGAUUAUCCAGCAGACCAAGGAUAAGCAAGGGCUGGGAAUGAAACUGGGUAGAAUCCACUUCAUAACUCUCUACAGCAAUAAAUAACACUCCCAUAGAUAAGCUAGAUGUUGUGCUACAUUUAGCCAAGCGUUAAGUUGGCGUUCACUUCAAACACGGUUGAAAUGGUUUCCAGGUUAAGGGCUCAACCAGAGGCGUGUUCAACAUCAUGAUGUAUUUGAUUUCCAAAUGAGGUCUCAGACCAGUGAUGUGAAGUAUGUGUGAUGUAACCAAAGCGCUAGAUUUUAGAGGUUAGCAACUAAAUCAGUGGUUUAUUUCAGUCCUUGCUUGGGAUGUAUUAGAAGCCGAAACAUGUUGACAGGAAAUUAGCAUGUUUAGGCUGCACACACACAGCAGUUGUUAUGAAAGAACAUACUGUGUUGCUAAUGUUGGGUUAACUUGAACACACUUCUGGUUGCUGAAUUAUGCUAAACAGGGUCCAUGUUAGUAUGGUGGAGUGUCAAAAAGGUUUGACCUUGUAUAACCUCAAUGGAUAACUUUUUGUUUCAAAGAAAACUAUUUUGUUAGUAAAAGGGGAGGGUUUUAUUUGGGGAAGUGGGUGGAAUUCUUUUAGAUGUUCAGUGUUAAAGCAAACAACUAUUUUUCUAACUGAUUUGGUUUUAGUUAACUGUUGUUACGCCAGUGUAAGCAGGUUCUGUAUGUUUCUGAGUAUUAUCGUGUGGUAGAUCUAGGAGAGCUUGUGAAUGAGAAAACAUUGCCAACACUGUGUCCCACAAACACACACUUAACACACUGCUACCGUUAAAAACAACAUUGCCCAGACAAUGAAUGUAGCCAAAUACUCAGGCUAUAUUUAGCCUUCCCUGGUGCUCAUAUUGAAUGGUCUAUAUUGUGAUACUAUUUUUGUAACUGAAUAUUAUGGUGUAGCUUGGUGAACUAGCUCAAAAAAAUGUCAGAUGAUUUCAAUAAUAGCCUCAAGUGUGGAAGACAGAUAAUUGAUAAUACACAGUCACAUGGAAAUAGUGUCUAGCUUGCAUGUGCUGAACGUACACAUACAGUAUGUACACUACACAUACACUUACUCGAAAACUUUGCACGGUUGAUUGCCAGCCUGUUAUUUACGCAGAGAGCGUUUUGUCUUAGACCAAGAUGUCUUCCGAGUCCUCAGCUUUUAAAACUGCAGCAUUUCUGUUGUUGUUGUUUUGUUUCGAAAGACCUCUCCAAAAGGUAAAAAAAACGGAGAAAAAAUAGAGAGCCUAAACAAAAAAAAAUCCUCAUACUUGAUAGAUGUGUGAUGUUUGUGAAUGAGACCUAUCAGAACCCACUUUGUACUACUAUGCUAAUAUUUUCCAUCAAACCAGUUCACUGCUGAAAGCUAUCCAUAUUGACACUAGUUUUUAUUUUGCAUUUAGACAGAUGAUGGAACAUUUCAGGCUAUUGAAAGUCAACCUGCUGCUUUCAAAAUACUGUAUUUUCCUUUUUGAAGUCUAAAUACAAGAUUUAAACUUCCUACAGUGCGGUGGAUAAUUGACGUAGUGUUGAUAAUUGCUGUAGCUCAGGAUUAGUGAUUUCAGAUUCACAGCUGGAAAGGAAGGAAGUUAGUUUCAGCCUCAAGGUUUCAUUAGGUGUGAGAGGGAAUCAUCUAAUGUAAUGGCCAGAUUAUGGAGGGCAUAUAGUAGGGUAGAUCACCACAGGUCUAGGGUCAGUCACAUACGGGUUAUAAUAAAAGGGGUCUGAUGAAAUAGGCACAGACAGGCCAAAUACAUCUCGAUCAGCUGCCCUUUACUAAGCACGCCAAAUCCAGUGAAUUCUGCUUUUGAAGAUAACAUACACAACAAUUAAUGUAACACCAUUGGCAUGUGGAUGGAAGAACCGUUGCAGCACCCUCAUUGGCUUCUAGUCUAUGACCUGACAUAUUUAUUUUAACUGAUUUUUCUUUAGUUUUCCUUUUCUUUGUUGGAGCCCUCUUUGGGUUAUAGUUGUCCAUAUGCAAUUUCCUCUCCUUCUAUUUUUAGAUGUUAGUAUCAGUGAAUUCAGAUAAAGUAUUUUAGCGUGGCAUCAGGUUGUUUAAUACCACCAGUAACAUCAUUCACUCUUCCCUGACUUUGUUUUGGUAUUACAUGUAUCAAUUGACCUUCAUUCCAGAUGGCAAAACCUCAACUUAUGAACUCAUCUUACUGUAGGUGAGUGAGUAGCUGACACAUAUUAUACAGCAUAAAACCUCACAGUUAAUAAUGCAUUCCUUUUAAAUACACCUGUGUUGUGUACAGCUCUUUUGUAUUAUUUUAUAUCAUAUUCUUCUGUAAUCAUUUGGUGCACAGACAAUCGCUAUACACAUGUCAAUAAACCUGUUAAAAAAAGUUGAA
Molecule: messenger RNA, 5071 nt
Organism: Scatophagus argus
Lineage: Eukaryota; Metazoa; Chordata; Actinopteri; Scatophagidae
Product: E3 ubiquitin-protein ligase pellino homolog 2
Exons: 7
Coding region: 284-1570 (428 amino acids)
Biological process (GO): regulation of Toll signaling pathway; protein polyubiquitination
Molecular function (GO): ubiquitin protein ligase activity; protein binding
Source: RefSeq, a predicted model, not a curated record